AUGAAUCAAAAGCCACUGAAGAGUAUUCAUUUUCGAGUUGAGACACACAUCGAUUUAUCAUCCAAGGGCAAGAUAUCAUCUGUGGAGAGUAAUUCUUAGCGUUACGGUUCACCGAACAAAUUGCCGUCUCUUCAAAACAUUUGCAGAACUAUUUAAGGUGAGGAUGGAACGGUCUUUGCCAUGAGAUCCUUGAUGAGUAGGGCCAAUAAUGUGAGUAGCAAUCGGACUAGUAGGACAAAGUGGGUACUUGAGUUAAAUGAACGCAAAGAUCUUCAACAACUAGAACAAUGGACAGAUCUAAUGGUUCAAUAAUUAUAAUUACAAUAGUACAGCAACAUUAGGGAUUUCUAUGAAAAAAUGGAGUUGGUCUACACUGGUUCCAUUACUUAGUUAGGUUAGUAACUGGCUGUUAAGUGCAUUGAUUAUUAGACAAUCCUGAAUAAAAUAUGGUCAUCAUUUACACAUGCAGUAAAGGAGAUUAUUGAAAAGCAAUCUGAAACCUUCAGAAAAUUGGAGAAAGAUUGUCUCUCAGAAACUGUGAAAUUGCAUCAGAUGUACCAAAAAACCUUGAAUGACAAGGGCACUAAAUUGCAGGAGGCUGAGAGAUAUUUGAAAUAGAAUUCUGAUUAAAACGACAAAAUGAUUAAAGAAGGUAGAUACUUGAGAAAAAAAUGUUAAAAAUUAGAGUAAGAACUACUAAACCUAAGAAGAGAGUGUGAUUUCCUAAAAUUGCAGAAUUCUGAUCUGAUAAGGGAAAUAGAUGCCAUGAAAGUCUUCAUUAAUCAUCAAGUCGAUCCUUCCAUCUACAUUCAUCAAAAUCUUGUGAAUGCAUAAUAAAUUGAAGAGAAGUUUGCAGAUGAAUUGUAACAUGCCAAAAAGGAGAUGUUUGAAGACUUUAAACAUCAAUUCGAAUAAAGAACUAUGAUAUAUGAAGAAAUGUAUUAAAGAAAAUUAGAUGAUUUAGAAAGGAGAGAGAUAUUAAAUUAAAAUUAGGAAGAUGAAUAAAUACUAUAGGAUUAUUAAUAAACCAUAUUCAAGGAUGAAUGUGUAGGCAAUUCAAUCACUUACAAAACACAAGAAACUGACACCUCCGACUUACUUCACUUCUCAGAUGCAUCAGUCUAGACUAUUUAAUUCAAGAAAAAAGUAUACGAUUGGAGUACUCAAACACCUCCUGUUGUUACAUUCAAUCAAUCUGUUGAAGCCAACUUUUCAAUGAUCAAGAGGGAAUGCAUCCCUAGAAACAAAGAAGAAUAGACUUAUUUGGAAAUGUCCAGAUAUCCUAUUCAAGUCUUUAUUGACGACUAUCAUGAAAUCAAAAUUACUUAUAAUAAAAAUACAUUUAACUAAGAACUAAAUGAUCUCGUGGAUCAACUGGCUUAGAGAUCUAGAUAGUUGUUUAACAUAUUGACAAUGAAGGAAGAAUUUCAUUUGGAUGAUUUCUAAUGUGUGAGUUAGUAUGUCAUUAAUAGUUAUAAUGUGUUCAUUAAUCUGAUUCGACAUUUGGAAGCUCUGAUUAUUGAAAACAAAUCCAGUCUAGUAGAGAACAAGAUUUGUCUCUAUGAAACAUAGAUUGAUUCGAAAUAGGCAUAUCGUAAAUAGAUGUAUGCCGAAAAAAAGUUGGAUAUGUUGAUAGGCAAACAUCAAUUAACGUUAAAAUAGGUUUCAUUCCUCCAAAAACAAAUUAUACGAAUCCACAAAUAUUUGCCACACUUUCAAAUAGAAACCAUCAAAAGACAAGCAAUUAAAAAGAAAAUAUUCUUGGAAUUUCCAAAGCUUCAAUCGCCUGGUCCCAAUCUACUGCCUCCUGAAAAAUCGAAUACAAUCUUCUUUUCUUCUUAACCUUAAUUGUUGAUACCUCCACAAAUCAAUCAAUCUACCAGUUCAUAGAUUCAAAAGAGUGCCUUGGAUAUAGCAUAAAGUGAAUCAACAGAACCACAAUAAUUGAGAAGAGACUAAUCAGUUGAUCUAUCCAGAGAACCCAGAGAGACUCCACCCAUAAGUCCAAUGAAGAAGCACCAUCCAGUAUAAAUAUUCUUCUAAGAUUCAUUGGCUCCACCUGAUGAUUCGUCCUCGGAUGAUGAGUAGGAGGUGGACAUCGAGGCUUAGUUGUCACCCAUAAAGAAUUUGUUAUCCAUAGAGAAGAAACUAUUCGUGAGUAAAUGUCCAUCCAAAAACACGCAAACUGCAACUCAACUGUUAUUGCAAGAGAUACAAUAAUUUCGAAGAGAUAGAAUCGACAAUAUUGUCACUCGAUAAACUCUUUAAAAAUAUUUGUCCAGUUUUGUGUGUUGGUGUGUGAAAUAUGGGAAGUACAAUUAUCCCCUGCAUAUACAACUCUAUGAGUUUUAUUAAAUAGAGAAUUUCCAAUAGCCUCCUCAAGUUUGGUUGCAAAAGUACCAGAGAAUAAUCAAGAGUAUCAUCUACUACAAGAAAAAGACAAGUUAUGCUAAACUCUUCCAUUGGAUGUUGAUUGGAGAUCAGAGUUUUAACAUCUAUUUGAGUAUCCUGAACACCAUUCAAAACAAAGAAUUCACAGAAAAUGGCAUAUUUGUCCAAUAAUCAUAACUUUCUGAAGCAAUCGGACAAUAUGUUAAGAAUACUAUUCCAAAAUACGUGCAACUGGUUGAUUAUGAUCAAGAGGUACAACCCUAUAUGUAAGGGAUGUAGGAUUUCAGAACGAAGGAGAUCACUCAAAAAUAUUAGUUAAUUUUGACUUUAUUUGAUUAGGAACGAUUCACUUAACUCUAAUUCAGACUGCUAUUAUUGGAAGUGGAUUCACAGAGAACUGAAUCACAGAUAAUUAAUUUGUUCAUGAAUGAAUGUGAUUUGGAAUAGAAUAGUGUUUAGUAUAUGUCACAUAAGAGAUUCUCACAGAUUUGCGAGGAACACAACUUAUUGGCUAAUUUGAGUGAGUAUUUGCAGAAGAAUAAUGCUUAGUAUUUCAAUGAUCUCAAGUUGUGGAAGAUACGAGAGAUCGAGUUGAAAUUGAUGUUGAUCAGAUCCUCGAAAUAUGAUUCGACUGAGAGAGAAGGGUUCUAUCGGAUGAAUGAGUUGAAUUCGAAUGAGCAGAGGGUAUUGUUGGGGAGAUUCCUAGAGAGAAGAGCCAAGGAACUGUUAUUGGAGUAAUAUGCAUUUGAGUGUCUGCCCUAAUACAUGUAGAUCAUACUAAAUUCUUAAUGA
This is a messenger RNA of Paramecium tetraurelia, 3183 nucleotides long. RefSeq lists its product as uncharacterized. The transcript has 4 exons. The record is from RefSeq and is a predicted model, not a curated record. NCBI's taxonomy places the organism in Eukaryota, Ciliophora, Oligohymenophorea, Peniculida, Parameciidae.